Messenger RNA from Kwoniella shivajii, 822 nucleotides. RefSeq lists its product as uncharacterized. NCBI's taxonomy places the organism in Eukaryota, Fungi, Basidiomycota, Tremellomycetes, Tremellales, Cryptococcaceae. Bases 1 to 822 code for a protein of 273 amino acids. Gene Ontology annotation, molecular function: 5'-deoxynucleotidase activity. The transcript is spliced from 9 exons. The record is from RefSeq and is a predicted model, not a curated record. Gene Ontology annotation, cellular component: cytoplasm.
AUGCCCACUGCAGUACCGGUUACUCCCUACGUUCCUUCCUAUCAAGUCAACAAGAUGUCUGCUUCAAUUCCUGUCAACACUAUAGCUGAGCAAGUUGAGGAGAGUCGAAAAGUGUUGGGAGCUGGAGGAAAAGAGCUUCCUGCGCCAUAUAAAUCCACAGGAAAUGAAGCUUUAGAUACAUUGGCUUUCUUGCAUCUGUUAGAGCAGUUGAAGGUUCAAAAGAGGUCCGGAUGGAUAAGGGAAGGAGUCAAGGAGGCUGAAAGUAUUUCUGACCAUAUGUGUCGAAUGGCUUUGAUGGCGAUGAUGAUACCACAAGAUCCUACUAAUCCAUUAGAUAUUCCGAGAUGUGUUAUGAUGGCAUUGGUACAUGAUCUUGCUGAAGCACACGUGGGGGAUAUAACGCCUGUGGAGGGAGUACCGGUACACGUAAAGCAUCAAUUAGAAGAGCAAGCUAUGGAUUCAUUCUUGAACGAGAUGUUAGGAGGGGAAGGUAACAAAGAUGCCAGGAGGAGGUUUAGGUCAUUAUGGGAUGAAUACGAAACUAGAGAGACACCAGAAUCGAAACUUGUGAAGGAUCUGGAUAGAUUGGAAUUAGCUCUUCAAGCUGUGGAGUAUGAGAGAAGCCAAGAUAUCCGUACUCUAUCCCCAUUCUUCUUAGGUUCGAUUCCAAAUCUUGAACAUCCAAUAGUGCAGAAAUGGGCAGAAACACUGAUGGAAGAACGAAAGCAACUAUGGGAAUCUAGAGGUAGAGGUCAAGAGGAACAAGAAGGUUUAGGAGGCGCUAAAGUCGGUGAUAAAGCAGGGAAGAACAAUGUUGUAUAA